Triplophysa dalaica is the source of this 2130-nucleotide messenger RNA. RefSeq names its product transmembrane phosphatase with tensin homology (gene tpte). Gene Ontology annotation, biological process: monoatomic ion transport; transmembrane transport; dephosphorylation. Gene Ontology annotation, cellular component: membrane; cytosol. Lineage: Eukaryota; Metazoa; Chordata; Actinopteri; Cypriniformes; Nemacheilidae. Gene Ontology annotation, molecular function: phosphatidylinositol-3,4,5-trisphosphate 3-phosphatase activity; protein tyrosine/serine/threonine phosphatase activity; monoatomic ion channel activity. The transcript has 19 exons. The coding region runs from base 449 to 1984 and encodes 511 amino acids. The record is from RefSeq and is a predicted model, not a curated record.
UUGAGAAUCCGCUACGUCUGCAACAGGAGAGGAGGGCGGCGUGAGCGCGGAUGGAGAAAUAAGAAAACCACGGGCGACCUUUGAACCUCCUUCCUUUGUUUUCCCACAGAAAUCACGGGACAGUCAGGACUCGUAAAGUGAAUCAUGUAGGGAUAAAUGUUUGAAGAAUGCGUACUUCUGCAGAGAUGCCCAAACUGCAAUCUAUAGGAAAACUGUUUCCCGGAUGCGCGGUCUGCUUUCCAUCGGAGUUCCAAACGCUGCCAAUCUUUCGACGUGAACUUGUUUAGAUCUGGACAAAUACAAGACAUUAUUAUUCCUUUACAAAAAAAUACAAUUAAGAGUUAGAGACUGGAAAGCUAUCAACUGAAGUACUGCAUGGGAUAUUAAACCAGCCAAAAGAAAAAACAUCUUCGAUUUGCACCCUUUUUUUACAAAGAAACUUUCAAAAAUGACAUCUGUGCAUUUUAACCCUGGGCUUGAUUCCAAGGAAGUUAAUGGCAAUGGAGUGAAAGAGGAGGCUGAGGUGCGUAUCGAUGAUGGGAAGGAGGAUACAGCCGAGCCAGACACCAUGUACUAUCGUGUCCGGAAAAUGAUAGGUCCAUUUGUGAUGUCCUUUGGAUUUCGUGUGUUCGGCCUGAUACUUAUCAUCAUAGAUAUUGUUCUGGUGAUAGUGGACUUGUCUCUUUCCAACAAGAGCAGUGAUGUGGAAAGUGCAUUGGAGGCUGUUUCUCUGGGCAUCUCCUUCUUUUUCCUCAUUGAUGUGCUGCUCCGUGUCUAUGUGGAGGGAUUCAAGGUGUACUUCAGCUCAAAGCUGAAUAUAAUAGAUGCUUGUAUUGUAUCUGUUACCCUGGUGGUCACCAUGAUCUACACAUUCUCCGAUUUCUCAGGAGCCAGCUUAAUUCCCAGGGCGGUGACGUUCCUGAGAGCUUUGAGGAUUAUUAUACUGGUACGGAUCUUCAGAUUUGCCUCCCAGAAGAAGGAGCUUGAAAAGGUCACCAGAAGAAUGGUGUCUGAGAACAAAAGGCGGUACCAAAGAGAUGGAUUUGAUCUGGAUCUCACAUAUGUCACAGAGAGAGUGAUUGCCAUGUCAUUUCCAUCAUCCGGCAAGCAGGCGCUCUAUAGAAACCAUAUCAAAGAGGUUGCUAGAUUCCUCGAUGCCAAACAUCCUGAUCACUACAAGGUCUUUAAUCUGUGUAGUGAGAAGGGAUAUGAUUCUAAAUUCUUUCAUUAUAGAGUGGAGCGGAUUAUGAUAGAUGAUCAUAACGUACCAUCACUUGAGGACAUGCUGCGGUACACGGCAUGUGUCAGGGAAUGGAUGGCAGCAGACUCCGGGAAUGUGAUCGCCAUCCAUUGCAAAGGAGGGAAAGGACGAACUGGGACUUUGGUGUGCACGUGGCUCAUUGACAGUGACCAGUUUGAGAGCGCAGAGGAGAGUUUGGAGUACUUCGGGGAGAGACGAACGGAUAAAAGUAUGAGUUCAAAGUUUCAGGGUGUUGAAACUCCCUCCCAGAGCAGGUACGUUGGUUAUUAUGAGAUUAUGAAGAAUCAGUACAACCGCCAAAUGCCACCUCCAAAGAGCCUGAAAAUAAAAAGCAUCCGGAUCAACUCUAUUGCAGGUGUUGGUAAAGGUAAUGGAAGUGACCUGGAGGUAAAGAUCAUAGUAAAGCGAGAGCUGGUCUUUCAGUGUGUUUGUGCCAAACUGGAGAACUGUGCCUUGUUUCCUGACACGGGCAGCAAUGCAGUGGUCAUCAGUUUACAGAAGGGGCCUGUUGUGUCUGGAGAUGUCAAGAUAAUGUUUGAAUCCAGUGCUGGUCUACCAAAAGGGUACGAGGACUGUCCAUUUUAUUUCUGGUUUAACACAUCUUUUGUAGACAACAACAGGCUUCACCUUUCGAGAGAAGAAUUAGACAAUCCACACAAAUCUAAGACAUGGGACAUCUAUAAGGAGGACUUUGGAGUGACAUUGUCUUUCACAGACCCUUAAAAGGAUCCUCUUUGUUUAACGCUAUUCACUGUGACAUUAAUCAUGUAUUAUUGUUUACUAUUUUUGUAUUGUCUUACGUGAAAGGAUAUUAAGGGAUAGUGCCGCUGUGAACAAGCUGUCAAAUAAACCUAAAUAUGUCAAAUGAA